GACUAUCCAGAUCGCCAUUUCGACCAUUUCCAACCGAAAACACUGCAAAACUCUCUCCCAAUUCAAGAAAACAUGUGUAGAGACAAAAGGGUCUCGAUCUUCAUCGCCUUCAUAACCUUUCUCUGCUUGGUUUCAAAGGGUACCUAUGCAUUUGAACCAGAAUUCGGGUCGAUCCGUGUAGUCUUUCAGACAAAUUAUGGAGAUAUUGAAUUCGGUUUCUACCCUAGUGUUGCGCCAAAGACAGUUGAGCACAUCUUCAAACUAGUGCGCUUGGGAGGCUACAAUACCAAUCACUUCUUUCGGGUAGAUAAGGGUUUUGUUGCCCAAGUGGCUGAUGUUGCUGGGGGGAGGAGUGCACCUAUGAAUGAAGAACAAAGGGCGGAAGCUGAAAAAACUGUUGUUGGUGAAUUUAGUGAAGUGAAACAUGUUAGAGGAAUCCUUUCAAUGGGAAGGUACAAUGAUCCUGAUAGUGGUUCCUCAUCAUUUUCAAUGCUCCUUGGAGAAGCACCUCAUCUUGAUGGCACGUAUGCAAUAUUUGGGAAAGUUACGAAAGGAGAUGAAACAUUGAGAAAGCUUGAGCAGUUGCCUACUAGACGUGAAGGGAUCUUUGUAAUGCCAACUGAACGCAUCACAAUUCAUUCAACAUAUUAUUAUGACACCAAGAUGGAAGCUUGUGAAGACGAGAGGUCGUCCUUAAAAAGAAGACUUUCUGCAGCAUCUGUUGAAAUAGAAAAACAGAGAAUGAAAUGCUUUCCUUGAUCAAGAGGGAAACGAUAAAGAGUUUCGGUGACUCUAAUGGAAGCUAUAUACUUUCUCUACCUCUUUAUACUGUGUAAACGUAUCACAUAAAUUGGGACAUAGAAUAUUAUUACAUGUUGAUUGUGCGCCAAAACUCAUGAAAUUAGAACAGUCCAUUUGUUAGGAAAGUGUCCUAUUGAGUAUUGACCAUAUUUAAUCAACCAUUCCAUGGAAUUGACUUCUAUGUAGCCAUUUUUGUUUGAGAUUUCA
Molecule: messenger RNA, 1008 nt
Organism: Solanum dulcamara
Lineage: Eukaryota; Viridiplantae; Streptophyta; Magnoliopsida; Solanales; Solanaceae
Product: peptidyl-prolyl cis-trans isomerase CYP23
Exons: 8
Coding region: 73-759 (228 amino acids)
Biological process (GO): protein peptidyl-prolyl isomerization
Molecular function (GO): peptidyl-prolyl cis-trans isomerase activity
Source: RefSeq, a predicted model, not a curated record